CUCGAAGAAUUUAUUCAGCAUCUCUUACUCAAGCUCAAUCACCUCUGCGUUCUCGUACGGCGACGAAUCGAAGGCGGUGGAGACGCUCCUGCUGCUUUCGGAGCUGCCAAGCUGGAAGAAGUAGUCACCGUCGUCGUCAUCUUCUAAAUUAAGCCCAUUUAAAUCGUCGAAUCCUCGGUAAACAGCGGUGAAUUAUUUGUUCUUGUCAAUUUCUCCCAAUCUGGAGAUCUGCAGAUUUGAGAUGGUUAUCCGGAAUCGAAAAAUCAACACUUGUGCAGCUAGGAGCUUCAACGACCCAAUUGAUCGAUACCAAUCUUUAUCAAUCAAAAAAUGCCUCUCCAAACCCUCCCAAUAUCUCUCCAGUUUCCCGCAUGGGCAGCAGCAGUCCACCGUCGCGCAAUCCGUCGUUGCUCCACCCGGCCAUCUCCACCCUCCUCCGCCUCAUUCCGCCGCACGAUGAGAAGUCGCUGUCAAGCAGCGGCUGCCGCGACGACGCCGGGGGCAGCCUAAAUUGUCUCGUCAUUUUUGUUGGAAUCAGUAUUCAAAUUUCUCAAUUGAAAUCCCCUCUUUGAUCUCCUCCUUCCUUCACCAAACAAAUCCAGAUAACUGUACAUUCAAUUAGAAUUAUUUUAUAAUUAGGGAGUAAAAAAUAUAAUUUGAUCAAAAUCGGAUGUUGACCGUUAAUUUUUAACGGAACAGUUAGUUUAGGACCAAAAUGAUCAAAUUUUCAUUGUUCAGAACCGAUUAAAAAAAUGAUGACAAAAACGGUCGCUCAAGCUUUGCUAUCGUUUUGAGCGUUCUGCAGAGCAAUCCUCCCUUUUUAGAUAUUUUUUGGAAUUUGAGUUUUCUAUUUCGAUCAUAAUAAAUCCAGAAAAAGUAGUGUGAACUGUGAAGUGGAGUAUAAGUAACCGCCCACCAUCGCCGCCUGCCGGAAUCUAGUACUAUAAAAUAACUGCUGCCAUCAGUGUCCGAGUCUUCACCGUCAACGCCGACUAGCCAAAAAUAGCCGCUAGAUCCACUAAUUUUGAAAACCCAAAUUUCUCAUGGCUUCUCACUCCAAUUCCUCACCACCAAAGGAGAGAGAUGGAAUGGCCGCUGAUGAUCAAAAGGACGAAACACGAUUCAAUUAUCAUAAAGAGGAGGAAGACAGAGAGAUUGAUCUGGCAGGCACCGAGCCUGAAACCCCCUUGCCCCUUACUGUCACUUCAAGGGUACUGUAUAUGUUAGGGGAUAUUACAGCAGGUCCUGCUUAUAGGUUUGCACAAUGGCUUGAGCUUGUUCGCAAGCGCAGCAGUAAGUAUCGGGCCUCAGGGUUUCCUCACCGGCCUCAUCACACUGAGAGCAUGCCCUUAAGUUUAGAAGAAUAUAACGUUGAUUUAAAAACAUCCCCACCUGAGCAAGCCACAGAAAUCAGCUUGUGGGACAGACUUGGUAAAUCUGACAUGUUAGACAUUGAUUCAAGCUCCUUCUCCUGGAACACACUUUCUUCGCUUCACCAUACGGAGCAUAGCAGCAGUACAGAGCAGUCUGAGGAUGAAAUGACCAGACCACUGGAGGUCACCGUUAAUUCUGGCGGAGUUGUUUUUUUCGCGCUAUUUAACCAACCAGAACAUGAUGAGUCUUCUCCCAAGGAAGCUGCGGCAGUCAUAAAAUUUGCAUCAUCAAGGAUGGCUACCCAAUCGGAGAGACUUGGCUAUGAAUUUGCUAAGUGGCUAGGUGUCAAAACUCCACAAGCUAGGGUCAUUCAUAAUGCCAGCCCUGAAUGGCAGCAAAUAAAGGAAGCUGCAGAAAAAGCAAAAGAUUCUGCCGUUGCAGAAGGGGAUGAAAUUGGUGAAAUGACUUGUUCAGAACUUCUGGAAGCUCUUGAGCUUAGUCGCUGCCUUCUGGUGAUGAAUUAUGUCCAUGGAUCUCCGUUAUUGGAAACCUCAAAUGCUUUUGAGUCACGAGAAGUUGCAGAAAAGACUGGAUCAGCGCUUGGCAGGAUUUUGAUGUUAGACCUUGUUAUUAGAAAUGAAGAUCGCCUUCCUUGUCGCCAUCUCAGGUGGCGUGGAAACACAGCAAAUUUGCUGUGGGCUGAAAAAGCUGCUGGCGCAAAUAUGGAUGCGCUAGAGUUGGCUUUCGAUUCAGCAAUCAAUAGAUAUAGACCAAAAGUUAUUCGGGCACUUCAAAAGGAAAGAAGAGCAACUUCCAUAGACAGUAGUAGACUAAGCCCUCCGCAACCUGCAUUGGUAUCGCAGAGUUCUGAUGUUUCUGAUAUUCUAGAAUCUCCAAAAUCUAGCAAUAUGAGUGUAAAGAGUCUUUCUUUGAAUGAGUCAGGAUGUAAUGAUCUUCAUAUUCUGGCAAUAGACUCUGGGGUACCUCGAAGACCACCAGCUGGAAAACGUACAAAUGACCAAGCAAAUUACCCUAAGCUAGUUGAGCUCCUCAUAAACAGUUCGGAGUACGCAUCACAGCUGUUGAAUGAAAUAACCAGUGGAAAACUGGGGACAUCGCCAGAAAAUGCUGAUGUAACGACUGAUAUACGGGAAUAUGAAAUGACCUCAGUUGUACAAUCAUUCAGAAGUGGAUUUCGAGCAGCACUCAGGGACUUGCAGGGAUUUCAUAUUUUCCUUCUUACUCUUCACCAGAAACUAGAUGGUCUUUUGAGAAUUUUUCUCAAUAUUGUAAAUAAAUCUACUUGCGGUGAUCUUGACAAAGAGGAUCUGGUGGUUCCUGAAUCACCGUCUCAUGCCCACUUUCUACCUUCACCUAGCAGGGAUCGGGGCUCCAGUGAUAACACUUCAGAUGUAAAUGAGUCAGAAUCACAGAGAGUAGGGCCGAGACAGCCAUCUAGCGGAUUUAGAGAAAGUUUAGAUAGCUGUUCUCCAAUAUCACGCGACAAUUGGCAUGGAAAGUCAGGCAGGGGGAGUGGAGAGCCCUUACGUAGCUUGCGAUUGACGUCAAAGCUUCGUGACUUCCACAAAUUUGCAAAGAUGGAUGCAGAACUAAACAAAGAAUUAGAACAGUGGACUGACAUGCUUAAGAAUGAUGCAAUUAAACUGUGCCAGGAGAAUAAUUUCACUACCGGGUUCUUUGAAGGCAGUGAUAGCAAUUAUAUGGUUGAUGCUUAUGAGCUAAAGGUCAGGCUCGAGCACAUUCUUGAGAGAAUAGGAUUAAUAUCUGAAGCAGCAAACACGGAAAAACCAUCACCAAUAUCAGGCAGUCUGUUUAUCGGGAAGAGUAGGAGCGCAACACUGAUUCUCGCUUAUCUGAUGCUCAGAAAAAACUUUACUCUAUCACAAGCGUGGAAUGCGCUGAAACGAGCUCAUCGCAGAGCCCAGCCUAAUGAUGGGUUUGCGAGGAUUCUGUUGGACUUGGACCAAAAGUUGCACGGAAAAGUCUCAAUGGAAUGGCAACAUCGCAGACCGAUGAUGAAGGUGUGUCCGAUCUGUGGGAAGAACGCUGGACUGAGUAGCAGCUCUUUGAAACUUCAUUUACAGAAGGUGCACAAGAAACUAUCAUCAGGCAGUGUCGACAGUGCCAUGACAAUGGAGAUACAGAAGGCACUCGAUGCACUCAAGAUAAGUCGAGGUGGAAGUGUCAGCCCAACCCAAAGACAAUCUCCCUCAAUGACCGAAGAAUAAACAAGGUUUACAUACAUUGUUUCUUUUAUUUAUCUCGGCACUUAUUCAAGAAAGAACUUUGGUGUGCUGUGCUUUCUUUCAUUUCAUAUUGAGUGUGCAAUACAAAGUCACUAUGUAGACUACUAAUACAUGCCUGCUAAUGCUACCCAAGACUAAUCGAGUGAACACAGGUCGUGAAGCCAUGACUUCUGACCAAGUCCAGUCUUGACAAGUCUGGUUCUGAAUGAUAGGGUUCUGAGUUGAGCAGCUCAUGUAUCAUUUGUUCUACUUCGAAUGUUCUGCUUGUGAAUUCUGAGUAAGAUCAAAUACAGACUUGUUCUCUGAGGACUCUGAUCCUUCAUUCGUAGUUGGGUUGGGUUGGGUUGGCAAAUGUUGAUAUCAGUCCCUGCCACAAAUUAUGCACAAUAUUGUGCUCAAGACCAGGUGGCGUUGUUUCUGAAAUGUACUUCACUUUGAAUUUAUGAAAAAUGUCAUGAUGUUUAAUUUUUUUUCUGUUAA
Salvia hispanica is the source of this 4121-nucleotide messenger RNA. NCBI's taxonomy places the organism in Eukaryota, Viridiplantae, Streptophyta, Magnoliopsida, Lamiales, Lamiaceae. The record is from RefSeq and is a predicted model, not a curated record.